AUGUCGAUCAUAGAAGCUAUUGCAACAUCGAAUGUCCUGAAUGACUCGGAUUCCAACCAGCUCUCGUCCCACGCUGAGUGUCCAAUUUCUAGGCCAACCGAUGCAGAAAAGUCGAGGAGACAUGUUGUCCUACCGCUGGAGAUCCUCGAGACUGUUAUCAAUCUUCACGCCGAAGAAGGGGACACAGAAACAGUCAAGGCGUGGGCUCUGACUUCACGGGCGCUUCUCCCUUCAUGCCGAUCUCACAUUUUCUCGACGAUAAAACUCCUCCCUGAUCCAUCACACCCAUACUGGACCGAAGAUACCAUAGUGCACAUCCAGCUUCCUCUCCUCAGGAAAUUUACGCGCGUUAUCGAGUCUAAUCCCGAUCUCGCAUUUUACGUUCGGACCCUCCACUUCUGUGUUCGACGCAUAGAUUAUCACAACGAGCUCCUCGCUCGAAUAUUACAGCGUCUAACUCAUGUUAAGAAGCUCGUAUUGAGUUCUAGAAUCCGGACGCGCGUCGAUCCUCGAUUAAAUUGGCGGGAUCUGUCCAAAGAGCUCCAGAGAGGACUACAGAGCAUCAUUCAAUCGCUUUCAUUGGUCGAUCUCCAUUUGAGUGCAAUAUUCAACUUGCCUGCAAUCAUCCUGGCCUCGUCAAAGAACCUUCGCCACCUGUCAUUGCACUAUACCGACUUCGUGGAAGUUCCCAUCUACCCCGAAGUUGAAGCGCCUGGCACCCUCUUAUUGACGUCUUUGACGAUCUCAAAUUUGUCAGCAAGAGGUGUCCGAGAUUUGAUAAAAAUCACCUUCGGCGACAUACCAUUAGUCGACCUCAGCCGCCUUUCUACAUUCAUCGUUCGACAGUCACAUCUCCAGGAGGUGACGGUUGCCGCCGAAGUUCUUCAGCUGUCUAACCACAUGCAGAACUUCUCUAUAACCGUCGAUCAAGGUCAUGGGUCAGUGUUUUUCCAGGGCAUGGUUAGACCCGGGACUCUAAAAACCCUCGAGACGUUUAAGGCGGUCAUUAUCAUCAGUUGGCAGGAUUCUCGAGCAGACCCACUCCUCGGCCUUUGCAAUGAGUUCGAUAAAUGGGGCGGAAGUAAUGUCCUGGAAAGAGUUGACGUUGUCGUCCACGUCGAAGAGGAUGCCUUCACACAAACUGGCGCUGUUUGGAGUAGGUUUAACACCCUGGCAGUCGAGGAUCGUUUCCCGGCCUUGCGGAAGGUGAUCUUGCACAUCCAGUUUGAAGAUCUGCGCACUCUGGCGGCGAUGGAUAUACACAAGGGUGACGAGUUUCAGGCCUUGAAGGCAACCGAGAGGGUAGAUUUCGAAUUUACGACUCGAGUGCUGUCGUCCGAGGCGAAUUUUCGCAGUAAGUGUUGCUGCGUCAAACCCUCGAUUUCGCUAAUGUCGUCUGCCAAGGCAGUUUAUCCGAUCCGAAUAUCUGGUAAAGGACCUGGACCAACAAAUGCUGGCGCGGACUUGAACCCGGGAGACAUGACGACAUCAGCGUAG
Messenger RNA from Cyclocybe aegerita, 1497 nucleotides. The record is from the annotation of a GenBank genome assembly. Lineage: Eukaryota; Fungi; Basidiomycota; Agaricomycetes; Agaricales; Hemipholiotaceae.